AUGGGUAAAGCUAAGAAGACUAGAAAGUUUGCACUUGUGAAGCGGACGUUGAACACUAAGAAGGAUCAAAGAUUAAAGGCCAACCAAGAAAAGAAGAGACCUACAGCUGAUCCUGAACUAACGAGGAGUAUCCCACAGGUGUCUAGUGCAUUAUUCUUUCAAUACAAUGAAGCUAUUAAACCACCUUACCAAGUACUGAUUGAUACGAAUUUUAUCAAUUUUUCUAUUCAAAAGAAGAUCGAUAUAGUGAGAGGUAUGAUGGAUUGUCUAUUAGCUAAGUGUAACCCAUUAAUAACUGACUGUGUAAUGGCAGAAUUAGAAAAAUUAGGACCAAAAUUUCGUAUUGCAUUAAAAUUAGCUAGAGAUCCAAGAAUUAAAAGACUAAGUUGCACACAUAAAGGGACAUAUGCAGAUGACUGUAUAGUAAAUAGAGUAUUACAACAUAAAUGUUUCAUUGUGGCUACUAAUGAUGUUGGUCUAAAACAAAGAAUAAGAAAAAUACCUGGUAUACCAUUAAUGAGUGUAGGUGGUCAUUCCUAUACCAUUGAGAAACUGCCAGAUGUCUUUUAA
Molecule: messenger RNA, 570 nt
Organism: Maudiozyma saulgeensis
Lineage: Eukaryota; Fungi; Ascomycota; Saccharomycetes; Saccharomycetales; Saccharomycetaceae
Source: the annotation of a GenBank genome assembly